AUGCUUCGUCGGUGCCAGAGAGUGUUGAUGGAUGGGCAGUAUAUGAAUCGUGUAUAUGAGCUACGCAUGGAUCAAAUAAAACCCGCAAAGUACGAGGCGGUGAAAACCAUAUUUAUGAAGGAGAUGCCCAAACGACCGGAAGCGGGUGUGUGUUUGGGUUUUUGGGAUGUGCAGGUGGGGGCGUUUAACCAGUUCGUGGUGAUUUGGCAGUUCAAAAGCCUCACCGAUCGCAGCGAAUGCCUGAAAAGGCUGCAUGAGGAUAAAGAAUGGCAGCGCAACUGCAUCGAACCGAUGAAACCGCUGCUGCGGUUUCAAUCCAACAUGCUCAUGCGGAUGAUCUACCGCGAGAGCAACGUCAGUCGGUUGUCGUAUCAUUAUUUACUCCAAUUCACCGAUGCGAAGGAUGUGGAGCUGCCGCAGGAUGCAAUUUUAGCGGCGACCUUUCAAGUUGUGGUGGGUUCGCUCGAGGGUAAAUACGUGCAUUUGAUAAAAAACCUCAACCCCGACGGGAUCCUUCCACUCACGCCGAAGCUGGGAAAUUCUUCCCUGGUGAUGGGACCUGCACGAUGCGCGCCUAUUAUGGGAUGCAUAUGGCGAUAG
Molecule: messenger RNA, 600 nt
Organism: Phytomonas sp. EM1
Lineage: Eukaryota; Euglenozoa; Kinetoplastea; Trypanosomatida; Trypanosomatidae
Source: the annotation of a GenBank genome assembly